This is a messenger RNA of Drosophila takahashii, 2178 nucleotides long. It is a transcript of the gene RunxA, whose product is annotated as Runt related A. The record is from RefSeq and is a predicted model, not a curated record. Gene Ontology annotation, biological process: regulation of DNA-templated transcription. Gene Ontology annotation, molecular function: RNA polymerase II cis-regulatory region sequence-specific DNA binding; ATP binding; DNA-binding transcription factor activity, RNA polymerase II-specific. Gene Ontology annotation, cellular component: nucleus. NCBI's taxonomy places the organism in Eukaryota, Metazoa, Arthropoda, Insecta, Diptera, Drosophilidae.
GCGGUGCUUGAAAAGGACGACAAAAUUGUGCGCCUAAAAAAAGUGCAGGCUCACGCUCAAGGGCAACUGGAGCAGUUCGAGCAGCAGCAACAGCAAGAGCAACAGCAACAUCAGCAGCAGCAACACCUGCAGCAGCAGCAACAACUGUUGCAACAACAGCAGCAGCAACAACACUAUCACAGCUACACCGCCAAUAGCAACAACAACAAUUACAAAAUGCAUUUAACAACGACAUCGAGCAAUUCGACGGCAUCUAAUGCCAACAACAAUAACAACAACACAACCAACAACAAUAAUAAUACCAGCAGCAACAACAACAACAACACGAGCAACACGAAUGGCAGCAGCAACAACAACAACAACACGAGCGGUGGAAACAGUAGUGGAAAUAAUAACAGCAACAACACGGAGCAAAAUACACCGCCAACGCCCGCGCAACUUUUAAACGAGGCCUACACGAAAAUGACCUCGGACAUUCUGGCCGAGCGAACGCUGGGCGACUUCCUCACCGAACAUCCAGGCGAGCUGAUCCGCACCAGCAGUCCGCUCUUCGUCUGCACAGUGCUGCCGCCCCAUUGGCGGAGCAACAAGACGCUGCCGGUGGCCUUCAAGGUCGUCUCGCUGGGCGACAUCAUGGACGGAACGAUGGUCACCGUGCGGGCGGGCAACGAUGAGAACUACUGUGCGGAGCUGCGCAACUGCACGGCGGUGAUGAAGAACCAGGUGGCCAAGUUCAACGAUCUGCGGUUUGUGGGAAGGAGCGGCAGAGGGAAGAGCUUCACGCUAACCAUCACCGUGUCAACGAAUCCACCGCACAUAGCCACCUACAACAAGGCGAUCAAAGUGACUGUCGAUGGGCCACGCGAGCCCCGUUCCAAGACAAUGUUAUCCCUUUUAGGACAGCAACAGCAGUUCCACUUCGCCUUUGGCCAAAGACCCUUCCACUUCUCCACGGAUCCACUUUCCGGCUUCCGGAUGCCGCCCAUCGGCAAUUGUCAGAGUGCCAGCAACACGCACUGGGGCUAUGGAUCGGCUGCCUCAGCGUAUUCGCCGUAUUUGGCCAGCAGCGGCUUAUCCUCCUGCACCACGCCCACUUCCGCCCAGUUCAACAAUCCGGCCCUGGGCUUCACCUGCUCCUCCAACGAUCAGAGCAACAACCAGGACUUCGGAGGAGCCACCAAUCGCGACUGCGUUCCAAUGCUGCCCGACUCGACGGCCAGCGAUCUGGACCAGCACCUGAGCAGCCUGGUGGGCUCGACCAGCGGCCAGAUGACGCACCACAGCCUGCUGGGUGCCGGCGGCCAGACGUCGAUCUCGUCGACGGUCAACGGAGGGGCCAGCGGCGGCGGUGGCAGCGGUGCCGGCGGAGCAGGUGCCGCCGGAGCGGGCAGCGGCGGAGCGGCGGGCGGCAAUUCGAUCCUGGUGCCCCGCUACCACACCAAUGCGAGCAACGAGUACAAUGUGCAUUCCAGCCAGAAUGGACCGCGCAGCCUCUCGGACAGCUCCCAGGCGGAAUCGCCGGUGCAGGAGGACCUGCUGACCACCAAUACCCCGAAUCUGGGCAGCACGGCGGGCGGAGGAGGAGGCGGUGGCGGUGGAGCGGGCAGCGCAUCGGCGGGCGGAGCCGCCGGCAGUGGAGCGCCUCCCUCGGGAGCAGGUGCCUCCGUCGUGGGCAACCCCUCGAUGCUGGGUGCCAAUCAGAAUUUCCCCGGCAUCGUCAAUCAGGCCCAGCACUCGGCCGCCUCGGCCUACGGAGGCGGUGGCUCCGGUGUGGUGGGCGGAGGCCCCCCCACCGCCGGCUGCAACGGCUCCCUGUAUCCCGUGCUGCCAGCCAGCCUGCUAUACUCCCAGCUCUACACGGCGGCCAACCAGUCCGCCCACGGCUUCCAUUCGCACACCCUGCCCGCCCACGCCUCCCCGAACUCCUCGGUCCACGGGGAGCUGCAGAGCGUCAUGGAUCACAUCAGCAAUGUGGGAGUGAGGCAGCAGCAUCACAACAUCAUGGCCGGCGGGGGGGUCACACAUCCCGGGGAUCUGACGCUGAUCGGGAACUGCGGGGCCUCGGUGAGGAAUAUCGAGGAUGGGGGGAAUAGCAAUCGGCAGGUGGCCGCCUUAGCUGCCCAUCGCGGCCACCACAAUCCCACCGACAAUGGGGGCAGCGUUUGGAGGCCCUAUUGA